AUGGCUUCCCAAGCAGUACAUCGCCCAAAUCCUGCCGCUGGAACUCUGAACUCCCCGAUCCUCGUAUGGAUGCUCUACGUCAACCACGAGAUCACAGAAGAGGAGUACAAAGAGUGCUUCGAUGCUGUCACCAAGACUAUUCCGCACUGUAAGGGCUUGAAGUACAACUAUAGGUCUGGAGAAUCUGUCCGCGUACUACUCGCAAACAUGAUGCCGUUGCUCAUGAUGCGCCACCGACGAAUUCCGCGUUCACGGUGGCGCGACCACUCUACGCCCAACGGCAAGCAUUGGAUUGAACAGAUGCUCGAGCAUACGAACCCCGAGCACCACAUGCGUUCGAUGAUCGGAUACCAUCUGGCAUGGGAGAACUCACUCAUCGGCAUGGCCAUGGUACAGGGACGAAAGCAGGAGGUCGUGAACAUUGGCAUUGGUGUGAAGGAGCUCAUCACCGAUCCGCCCGGUAUCCCCGUGAAAGACUAUGUCGACUCCCUGUCCCACAAGCUCACUGAAAAGGAGCUUGGCUUCAUCAGCCCCGAGAUGUCGGAAGAUGUUGUCAUGCGUCGCCUCGCAAUAGUGCUUUCCCUCAAGGCAGCCUACAUCCGUGCAAUCGGACAGCCUCUCGGCUUCGACUGGGCACGACUCGAGUUCAACGUACCGGAGGAGAAGUGCAGUGGCGAUGGCGAAGCGCUCACCGGCUGGGAGUUCCGACUCUUCCGCUCAAACGUCGGCGUGCAACGGAACGGGCAGCUUGUAGAGGAGCUAUACCAAUGCUGCGUCGCAUUCUUCCGCGGGACGCCUGAGACGAGGUUCCACUUCAGCGAGAAUAAGGCUGACCUGGAGAGUUGGGUCCAGUUCAUCAACAUGGACCAGAUGGUGAACGUCAUCCCUAAAUUGGCUGAUUAG
Molecule: messenger RNA, 903 nt
Organism: Peniophora sp. CBMAI 1063
Lineage: Eukaryota; Fungi; Basidiomycota; Agaricomycetes; Russulales; Peniophoraceae
Source: the annotation of a GenBank genome assembly